Messenger RNA from Salarias fasciatus (jewelled blenny), 2131 nucleotides. It is a transcript of the gene adss2l, whose product is annotated as adenylosuccinate synthase, like. The record is from RefSeq and is a predicted model, not a curated record. The transcript is spliced from 13 exons. Gene Ontology annotation, molecular function: adenylosuccinate synthase activity; GTP binding. Bases 58 to 1479 code for a protein of 473 amino acids. Gene Ontology annotation, biological process: IMP metabolic process; 'de novo' AMP biosynthetic process. Gene Ontology annotation, cellular component: cytoplasm. NCBI's taxonomy places the organism in Eukaryota, Metazoa, Chordata, Actinopteri, Blenniiformes, Blenniidae.
GCGGUAAAACGAGUUUCCGGUGUACGGGAAAGCAGCAGCAGCGGCGGCGGAGGCAGCAUGGCAUCCAACAGCGGCAUGGCUAACUUGAACGGCCAGGAGACCGCGUCCUUGAACGGCGAGCCGGUCGUCAAGCGGCCGCGGGAGAGCGGCCCGCAGGACAUGUCGCUCCGCGUCCCGAAGGAGCCGCAGAACAAAGUGACCGUGGUGCUCGGAGCGCAGUGGGGCGACGAGGGGAAGGGGAAAGUUGUGGACUUGCUCGCAAUGGAUGCGGAUAUCGUCUGCAGGUGUCAGGGAGGAAACAAUGCGGGACACACGGUGGUGGUGGACUCGGUGGAGUACGACUUCCACCUGCUGCCCAGCGGGGUGCUCAACAAGAAGGCCGUCUCCUUCAUAGGAAAUGGAGUCGUGAUUCACCUUCCAGGACUGUUCGAAGAGGCUGAAAAGAACCUGCACAAAGGGAAAGGAUUACAAGGAUGGGAGGAGAGGUUAAAGAUUUCCGACCGCGCUCACAUCGUCUUCAACUUCCACCAGGCUGUGGACGGAAUCCAGGAGCAGCAGCGACAGCAGCAAGAAGGAAAAAAUCUGGGAACCACCAAGAAGGGCAUCGGGCCUGCCUACUCCUCCAAAGCUGCUCGGAACGGCCUGCGGGUCUGCGACCUCGUCUCAGAUUUCAAGGUUUUCGAGGAAAAAUUUCGGAUGUUGGCCGAACAUUUCCUGACGAUGUAUCCCAACCUGAACGUGGACGUCGACAGCGAGCUGCAGCAGCUGAAGGGAUACGCUGAGCGACUGCGCCCUCUUGUGACGGAUGGCGUGUACUUCAUGCACAAAGCUCUGACCGGGCCCAGCAAGAAGAUCCUGGUGGAGGGAGCCAACGCCGCCCUGCUGGACAUCGACUUCGGGACGUAUCCUUUCGUGACGUCCUCCAACUGCACCGUGGGAGGCGUGUGCACCGGGCUGGGCGUGCCGCCGUCCUACGUGGGCCGGGUGUACGGCGUGGUCAAGGCGUACACCACCCGGGUGGGAGUGGGCGCUUUCCCCACCGAGCAAAACAACGAGACCGGAGACCUGUUACAGUCCAGAGGGCGGGAGUUCGGCGUGACGACGGGCCGGCGGAGGCGCUGCGGCUGGCUGGACCUGAUCCUGGUCCGAUACGCUCACAUGGUGAACGGCUUCUCCGCCAUCGCCCUGACGAAGCUCGACAUCCUGGACGCGCUGCCCGAGAUUAAAGUGGGCGUGGCCUAUAAGGUUGAUGGACAACCGCUGCCAAGUUUUCCAGCAAACAUGGACGUUCUGACGCGCGUGACGGUGGAGUACAAGACCCUGCCCGGCUGGUGCUGCAGCACCGAGGCCGCCCGCAGCUUCGAGGACCUGCCGCCUCAGGCUCAGAGCUACAUCCAGUUCAUCGAGGACUUCCUGCAGGUGCCAGUGAAGUGGGUGGGAGUCGGCAAGUCCAGGGAGAGCAUGAUCAAGCUGUUCUGAGCCGCCGGCACGUUUUUCCAUACCUGCAGCCGUCGACGGGAGCCGCCUGUCACACCGGCGGAGGAAGAGGAGGAGGACGAGGAGGUCACAACGCAAACUCAUUCCUAAAGGAAGCUGCUUCACCAGCAGAGCGACAAGAGAAACCUUUUAGUAGCCGUGUGUGUGUCACACUCAAUAAUUCACACCUUUAAUUUAUGCAUUCCACCUCUUGUUUCCUAUAUUUAUUCGGGUGUUUAUCUUUUAAAACCUGCUGCAAAACAUGUAGGUCAGUUUUUUUUAAUCACUUUUUUUUUUCUUAGUGAUUGAAAGUAAUGAAUUAAAGCAGAGUGAGACAUCAGCAUAACGUGCAGUUUUAGCCAAAACCUUCCCUCCUGUCCUGCCGUGUGUCAGCUCUUCUGAUCAGCACACUUUUUAACCUUCGCAUUAGGAGGAAGUUACAAUAACGCUAAAAAAAAAUAAAAAUAAAAAAGCUCUUGAGACUUUGUAAGGAAAUGGAAAACCAAGCCGUCGUGUGAUUUUAGUGUGAGUGUGAACUUUUCUAUCUUUCACCAUUCUGAAAACAUUGAAGCAUCUCAGUGGUUACGUUUGUAUAAAAAUAAAAAAAAAAAAAAGAAGAAGAGAGAAUUAAAUCUUUAUGAUGAUCGCAGGAGCA